UGAAGAUGAAGGAGUCCAUGCAUGAAUCACCGUUGAAUGUCAAACUAGCACAAGCCGGAGUCCAGUUCCGAGCCGGAGGCUGUGAAGUGCCCGUUGUAGCAGCCUGGGUUGCAACCACCGAGGUAGCAGCUGUGGCUGCAGAGGCAGCGGCGGCGGCGGUGGCAGCGGCGGCGCCAACAGCAACUGCAACUGCAACUGCAACAGUAGCACUAGCAUUAGCUCUGUGGCCGCUGCUGCCACAGUUGCCAUGAGUUGUGCGGAGGUGAUGUAUCACCCUCAGCCAUAUGGAGCAACCCAGUAUUUGCCCAACUCAGUGGCAGCUGCAUCCUGCCCCACAGCUUAUUACCAUACCGCUUCCCAAUCCAGCCAGCAGAAGAAGUUAGCGGUAUACAGCAAGAUGCAGGAGUCUCUGGAAAUGACCCUUCCCAGCAAACAAGAGGAGGAGGAGGAGGAGGAGGAUGAGGAGGAGGAGGAGGAGGAGGAGGAGGAGAAAGACCAGCCUGCCGAGAUGGAGUACCUUAACUCUCGAUGUGUCCUUUUCACUUAUUUCCAGGGAGACAUUGGUUCAGUAGUGGAUGAACACUUCUCAAGAGCUUUGGGUCAACCCAGCAGCUUCCAUACAGAAUCUGCCAUUUCAAAAAGCAAGAUGGGGCUAACCCCCCUAUGGAGAGACAGCUCAACUCUUUCAAGCCAGAGGAGUAGUUUCCCAGCUUCAUUUUGGACCAGCUCUUACCAGCCUCCACCUCGGCCCUGUUUAAGUGGAGUUCACCCAGACUUCUCGGUCACUGCACCAGGCACCUUUGCAGCAUCUGAUCCUGGUCCCUGGCCAGGACACAAUUUGCAUCAGACUGUUCCUCCUCCACCCCCUCCCGUGUCAGAGUCUUGGCACUAUCCACUGACAUCUCAGGUGAGCCCAUCAUACACACACAUGCAUGAUGUGUACAUGCAUCACCAUCAUCCCCAUCCGCACAUGCACCACCGCCACCAUCACCACCCUUCUGCCAGCUCCCACUUGGAUCCGCGCUAUGGCUCUUUGCUGAUGCCUUCAGUCCAUACAGCCAGGAUUCCUGCUCCCCAGUGUGACAUUACAAAGACAGAUCCUACUACUGUUACCACUGCUACCUCAGCAUGGGCUGGAGCCUUUCAUGGAACAGUGGACAUUGUGCCAAGUUUUGGAUUUGAUUCAGGUCUGCAGCACCAGGACAAGGGCAAGGAGUCUCCUUGGUUCUGAAGCACACAACAGCAGCAAAAUAAAGCUGAAUUGGGAAUCCCAGAACAACUGGCAUGGAGCUGUCCUCAGUGUUUUCUUGUUUCUGCAUGAGGACAAGAUACAUACACAUGGAAGGAGAAGAUGAAAAGUCAGCCAUUUUUAUAUUGUUUUUAAGUCUUUUUUUGAGAAGGUUCAAUGGGACCUAGAACAUUGAAAAAAAAAUCUUUUUGUUUAAUUCUUCCCCUAACUGAGUCUGUGCAAGUCUCCUCCUCUUUGAUCUUUUCAACAGCAUGGUUUAUUUUCAUUUAAUUUUGAAUGUUUUGUUGUUGUUGUUGUUGUUGUUGUUUUAAACAAAUCACCUUGUUUGUCAGGAAAAGCCAAACCACAAUGGCAAUGUUCAUCCUUUCAGGAAUACAAUUUUGUAGCUCUCUGUGCAUCUAUUUUUUGUAGAAAUACAGAAGUGUGGUCUUGCAUUGAUGGGCUAUUUUAGAGGGAUGUAUUUUUUUUUAAAUGUAAAAAUUGUUAAGUUCUGUUUAAAGAACUUGCUCUCAGAAAAGCACUGGCAACAAUGUAUAAAAAUGCUUACUUGUAGAUAUCUGUGAUGUGAUGUGUGUCUAUAUUUUUACAGGUUACCUCAAGUGUUUGAUAUUUUCAGUAGCACUAUUGCCAAGCAAAUCUGGUAUAGUUUUCACAUGACAGUGCUUUGAAGGGUUGAAACUUUCAACCCUUGCCCUAGCUUGUACAGCUAUUAGGUGCAUAUAAGGUUUCGGAGAAAAGUUCUUUAAUGUUCAUGGUAGAACAGAAAAUGAAUUAUUUCUUUGGUACUAUAUGAAGAGUUUUCCUAUAGUAUUGUAAUUAUAUUCCCAACUAGUCCAGCCUGCAUCACUGUAUCAAAAUUCAUAUGGGCCCACAAGAGAACUAGUAACCCAUUAGUUCCAGUGGAUCAGCUCCAUUGUUUCAAAUUAGCUGUUCUUGUUAACAUAAAUUCCCGUUGUGUUAAGUGGAUUUCUUUUUCCUGGUAAGAGAUCUAGAGAGGGGAUAUGCAAGUUUUGUAAGCAAGGUGUUCUACAAAUCACAAAGCUAUAAGCUUAAUGGUUAUUUCAUAAGAGUAUUACAAAAUCCAUGUUGUCUUUUUUUUUUCUCCCUCAGAUAUCUGAGGGAGAUAUCUCCCUCAGAGAUAUACUCUGUAAUAUUUCCAGCAUAAGUUUUGCAGUUCUUGAAGUGCAUUCUUUUCUUUCUUAAGUGAAUAGGAAAACCUGUGGGUAUGAUUUGAAACAAGCAAAAAAUUGAUUUGGGUUUUUAAUCAGGAUCACUUAGAAAAGUUAAUAAACUGAAAAUUUGAGGAUUCUGAAGGGAAAGGCACAGAUCAAAUCAGAUGAAAUUUUACUUUUAUGCUAUUGACUUGUAUAGAACAUGGACUGGCAUUGAGAAUCAACCAACAAAAUGAUGUUUUCAAUAUUUGCAAAAGGAAAAUAGGCAUUAAUAUUUCUAAUUUUUUUCAAUAGCUAAAAUAUAAGGCUUGUUUACUUUUUUGGUGACUCAGAGAUGAGCGAAAUUCAAAAAUUAGCUCCAAGAAUUUCUAAGUUUUGCUUGCUGAGAUGAUUUCUCAUUUUCCUCUCUCUUAUGAAAUUCAAAGUACAAUAAAUUACCACUUUAAAGCUUGAAGAAUAUAUUUCUGUGUGUGUGUAUCUAUCUAUCUAUCUAUCUAUCUAUCUAUAGAUAAAUAGAUCUUAGUUUGUUAAAAAUGCCAUAAACUUAGCUAGGGUGGGUUUUCAUAGCUGAUUUUCAAAUCUAUGGUUAUUUUCAACUCUUCUUUUUAUCUUACAAUCUGUAUAUUCUUUCCAAUGUAUUGUUUGGAUUCUAGGCCUUUACCUUGUCCCCUUCCCUUUUUUCCUAUGUCUCUGUUUCAUGAUUUCCUUUCUGAGUGGACACAAUUUUUACACAAUAUGCUCUAAAUUGCCUUCAUUUCUUUCUGGGAUAUAGUCCAAAGUUAGGGUAUCUUCCAUAUAUGGGUAUUAGACAUUAAUAAUAAUAACUAGAUAUUGCUUUAAUUUUUACAAAGUGCUGUACAUAUGUUAUUUCCAUUAUUGUGCUCAUUUUACAUGUAAGGAAACUGAAGCAGAAGUUAAAUGAUGCUAGUACAUGAAAUGGAAUUCAAACUCUCUCCAAGUUGAGUGCUUACUUACAGCCACUUAGCUAUCUCCCACUCAGUAGGAUAUGGGCUUGCCCUUUAGGAAAUUAUAGCCUGGUUAAUGGUGUUGAUUCUGUUAUUCAGAAUGAUAAGUGGAAGCUAUGUUCUGAAGAAACUACAUUAUAAUCAUUCACACAUAUCCUUACAUUUUUUCAGCAUAUGUUUCAACAUCAUUUCUACUCAGCAGUGGAAAAGUCAAAGAUUUAUACUAGAGCCUUGAUCACAAUAUAUUACUAAUUAAUCAUUGGAUUAUCAAUUUGGCAAAGCAAGUUAUAAAAGAGUGUUCCUGAAUGCCCCUUUUCCAAUUCUAUCAAAAAAUAUAGACAUUAUUCUUUAGUUAAGGCAAGAAGUCCUUGAUUCAAGUAUUGUCUCUGAUACCUACUUUUUGUGUUACUCUAAACAAAUCAUUUACUCUAACCAUGUUCUAGGCCUCUCUGUAAAGCUAUAGGUUGCAGAAAAAGUGCCAGACUACAUUAGUAGAAGGAGGUUUCUAAUCAUGGGAAUCACAAGUCAAUCCUUAUUUCCUGGUUAUUUUCUAUAAGUCAAACUUUCUGAACUUGAAUUUCCAUUCUUUUACUAGGUGAGGUAAAAAAUUAAAAAUCAAUGUGUGCUCUGGUUUCUUAAAUAUACAAAUUCAUAAAGAAAUGAGGUGGAUGAUUCUAUAUUCUAUAUAUAUUCUGUAUUUCAUGGAAUUUACUUGUAUUCAUUAGGGACUCCAAAGUUCUGCCUCAAGUAGCUAAUGCAAUUAAUUGACUUAGCAUAUCAAGAUUUGGGAUUUUUUUCUCCCUUGUGCUUUAGAUUUUCUUGGCAGCUAAAUCAAAAAUCAUUGCAUUUGAAAUUGGCCAUUAAUUUACUUAUCUACAAGCUUAAAGAAAGGUGGUAAGAGCUCGUAGGAAAAAAAAAAUCUACAUAUGAGGGGGGGAGAAAUACUAUAAAUAAUUUCAGUCAGUGAUUUACUCAAGUUUAGGAAAGAAGAAACUAUUAGAAGCAGAUGUAUACAAUGUGUCUGUUAUUGAAGAUGGAAAGAGUUCACUAUUACCAUUCCAGUUAUAAAGGAAUAUUGAUGGCAGUUAAAAAUACUAUGAUCAACUUUUCAGGCAGAGGAGAAGGCAAAUACUUUUAAAAGUAUUACUGAAAGUACCUUACCAGUUUUUAUAUAGUAUAAGCAAAUACUCAACCCUUUUAUUAAAUAGGGCUAGAGAUAGUCACCUCUUUAUCAAAGGAUAAGUAGUUCUUAUAUGUUACUUACAUUGGUGUCAGUCAUUAUCUUUGGAGAAAAAUAAUUUUCAUUUUAUAAUAAAAUAACCUUAAAACACUCUUAGACCCAUGAUGAAAACACUAGUCUUUGAAAAUAUUAUUUAUGUGAGAUUACCAUUCACAUAACAGUUGAAACUUAAGAUUCUUUUGAUAGGCUUUUUCUCUAAUCCUUUCUGAGAAUUAAUUGUACCAAAGGCACUCUCUCCACUAUGAUAGAAAUACUAUUAAUAUUUAUCAAAAGGCAUAGACAUUCUUUUAUGUCUUUUAUCUUCCAUAAUAAUAAGAUUUUAAUCUUUAUUUUUUUUUUUUAGUUUUUGUCUAAAAGUGUCAAAAAACUACAUCUACUAAUUUUCUUCUUAUACCUGUCAGUGCAAUUAAUAUGCCCCAAUAAUUCAAUAUGGCUUCUUGCUUCCUCUUUGCUUGCAUCAGUCCUAGAUCAUUAAGUAUAAUGUGCCAAUGUAAGAGCACAUGGGACAUAAAUGAAGGGGACUGAAGACUAUUUAAUAUCAAACAUCAUUCUUUCAAAAAAAUCAAGAAAGAUAUAUUUCAUGCAUGAUCUCUCUUUUAGAAGGAAAAUUCACUUAAUUUUAUAAAACAUAAUCAACAUCAGAACUUUUCUUUGCCCUCUUAAUAGAGUAUAUUUCUUUAUGUAAUGGGUUAGGGCAAUAAUCACUAAUUACUAAUUUAUGUGGAUUUUGAUUUCUGAAAAUAAUUAGAAUCUUGAAAAAAAGCUAAUUCACAAUUGAAAAUCCACACAUACAAUUUUAAAAAGCUACAACACAGAAUUAGGUUUUCCUUUUUAUUCUUAAGGAAGAAUGUUCUCUGGAUUCUUUUUAGUUCUUAACUAUUUGAGUAGGAAAACCAAAAAUGGAAAAAAGAAUUGCUACCUAACAGUGGAAAUGCUAUUAUUUAUAUUAUAUUGCUUUGGGAAACUGCAAGCUAAUAUAGAAAACAUAUUUACCAAUAUAGGCAAAGUAAAUCCAACUUAGGUCUACAAACAGUUUUUUGUACUAGUUGAAGUCUGCAUUUCUAGGAUGGAAGAUUUGCACUUCUCAGCAGCAUUAAAUAUCUAUGAAAUCACAUCAACAGGACUUUUGGUCUCUAGAGUUGGAUUACAAAUGAUGGCAUUUUCUCCAACAAAAAAAAACUACUCCAUAUUCCCCUUGCCUCUACAAAUUCUGAUCAUCCCUUCAAUGAAACUGCCAUUGGUAUAUGUAAAUGAUAUGAAAUGAAGAACUUUGUAUUUAAAAGGUGUCAUUGUUUAAUAAGUAAUUUAAUGUGAAUUUUUAAUGAUUAUAUUUUAAUGUAACAUUUUGUUUUGUUCUGUAUUUCUUGACAAUUAGCUAUUGAGCUCUUGUUUUCUUCAUAUUCAACAAAAGAACCCAUAAAUAUCUUUGUAAGUUGCA
Molecule: messenger RNA, 6064 nt
Organism: Sarcophilus harrisii (Tasmanian devil)
Lineage: Eukaryota; Metazoa; Chordata; Mammalia; Dasyuromorphia; Dasyuridae
Gene: VGLL3
Product: vestigial like family member 3
Exons: 4
Coding region: 248-1231 (327 amino acids)
Biological process (GO): regulation of transcription by RNA polymerase II
Cellular component (GO): nucleus
Source: RefSeq, a predicted model, not a curated record